AUGGCGACAUUCCGGCUCAUCGACAUCACUACAUGGACAGUCCAAGUCUUUGAGAUUGGGCAGUCACCGCCCUACCUCGCCAUAUCCCACGCCUGGUCCGACCGCGUCUUCCCCAAACAGCUCCCCCUCGCGCCUUCAUUCGGCAGCGCCGCCAUCCGGCAGACCCUCGCCAAGCGUGCCCUGCCGCACGUCCGCCACUGCUGGGUCGACCUCUUUUGCAUCCUGCAGGACUCGGACCAGGACAUGUGCGAGCAGAUCCCGCUCAUGGGCCGCAUCUACGGCGACGCCCGGGCCGUCCUCGUCAUCCUCACCAGCACGCUGCGUCUGACGCAGGCGCAGGUCGACCACGGCACCGCGCAGCUCGACGAUGCCCUCGCCGUCUGGCACGCCGAGGCCUGGACUGACGACGGCCCGCGGCGGCGCUGGACCCGCGCCGGCCGUGCCACGCUCGUCCACGCCAUGGACGUGCUCGCGCGCUUUACAGACGCCGCCUGGGGCACGCGCGUCUGGACGCUGCAAGAGUACCUGCUCGCGACAGAGCUCGUCUGGAUCGGCGCCGACCUCGAGCCCGUCUCCGUCCGCGACGAGCUCUUUGCCGCCAUCCCGCAUCUCUGCGAGGAGCUCGGCAUUUCCGAGUGCGCGCGCCGCCGGGGGGACGAUGAUGAUGACGACAGCAACCCGGCCACGGCCCGCUAUGAGCGGCUGUUUUCGCACUUUGCGGGCAUGGCGGCGCGGCGCACCGGGGCGACGGACCGCACGCGCGUCAUGGAGAUGCUCGGGAACCGGGCGGCGUUUCUGCCCGUCGACGAGGUCUAUGGCGCCAUGGCUGUGUCGACGGUCGAAAUUGCCGUGCGCCCGGGAGAGCCGAGGGAGGACGCAUGGCGGCGCUGGACGGAGACGGCGCUGGAGGCGGGCCAUCUGCGGUGGCUGAUGGUGCCGCCGGCGGUGCUGGCGCCGGAGGAGGCGGCCGGACUGACGUGCGCCGAAGUGGUGUGCGCGAAGCGGCAUGUGCUGUCUUCGGCGUCGGGGCUGGAUACCGUGACGCCGUACGGGCCGGUGGCUGUUUCGGAGGGCACCGUGUUGACGACUGCCCGGCCCGUCGGAGCUUGCACGCUUCUUCGCGAGCUUGGUCCUGUGCACCGAGGCAGCAACGGGUGGGUUCAUCGGGACCUGACUCUCAUUCUGUACGCCAAAGGAAACUGGUUCUCUGCCGUUGACGUCGCCGUUGCCUUUGGUGCCGGGCGCUAUUCCAACAAGCAGCUCCUCAUGAUCGCGCAAACCCUCGUCAACAACUACGAGCGUGCGUUGCGCUGCAUCGACCAGCACACCGAGCGCGCAUUCUACCCCCUCUUCCCGUCGGAGCGGUCCUGGUCGGUAUGGGCCGACUUUAUGCAGCUCCAAUCGCAGUGCGUCAUGGACACGCUCAACUUUGGCUUUGGCUAUCUGAUUCGCGUAGCAGCCUCGCCAGUGCCGUUUGUCACGGUGCUCGUCACAGGCGGACGCAGACCGCAAGGAGAACUCGUGGCCCUGGACUGCAAUGCGCGAGGCAGUGACGGGCGGCAUAAGCUCUUGGUCGGUGAGAAGCCGGAGGUAGAAGCACGGGAGGAGCAGCCGAGCGUCGCCAAUGUGCCGUGGCACAAGGCUGGAGUGACGAUUUCGGUGGGCCAAGACUACGCGUGUGGGUGGAAUGACUUGCCGCUUGUCGAGAUUAGCAUCGGAGGAUCAAAUUGUCACAUCUGCCAGCAGACGUCUGUUUCUUGGAGCAAGCAUCCGACGCAUUACCGGACUCGAAGCUUGGGAGGUGAUGAUGCGAGAACGAUUCGUCGACGGUUACGGAAACGGCGUAGAGAUGAUGCGCGUCGAAGGAAUAUCCGCAGAAUUGUCAGAUCAACAAGGAAAAAGACCUCGAAUAGCGCAAGAGUGUAA
Beauveria bassiana ARSEF 2860 is the source of this 1926-nucleotide messenger RNA. RefSeq names its product HET domain protein. The transcript has a single exon. The record is from RefSeq and is a predicted model, not a curated record. Bases 1 to 1926 code for a protein of 641 amino acids. NCBI's taxonomy places the organism in Eukaryota, Fungi, Ascomycota, Sordariomycetes, Hypocreales, Cordycipitaceae.